This is a messenger RNA of Chlorella variabilis, 1698 nucleotides long. RefSeq lists its product as hypothetical. Bases 1 to 1698 code for a protein of 565 amino acids. Lineage: Eukaryota; Viridiplantae; Chlorophyta; Trebouxiophyceae; Chlorellales; Chlorellaceae. The transcript is spliced from 9 exons. The record is from RefSeq and is a predicted model, not a curated record.
AUGGGGCAGGGCGAGGAGGGCAGCGGCGCCAACCCCGCCUGGCUGCUGCCCCUGAGCCCCACCACAACCAUCCACGCGACGGGCCCAAUCUACCUGGUCGAUGCCAGCAGCCUGGGCGGCCCGCUGGCGCAGCAGCUCUUUGCGCGGCAGCGGCGCGGCGGCGGCGCCUUCAGGCCCGGCCGCCGCCUAGCCCUGCAGGGCCUGCUGCUGGCCGCGCUGCUCACCGUGGCGCUGCUGAGCUUCUUCGAGCCGCACCUGCGCGACGGCCUGGCGCAGGCGCUGCUGCGGGCUGGCGCAGGCCGCGGGCCGCCACCUGCCCGCGACCUAGACUUCCCCGUGCAGAGCUGCUGCAUCGGCCAGCAGUGCGUGCGCAACAGCAAGGGGCGCCACGCCGUAGUCACACACGUGCACAGCCAGCGGGAGGUCACCCAGCUGCUGCAACUGGAGGCUUCCAUGCGGCGCUCCAACCCGAGCGUGGACCUGGCGGUGAUGCUGGUGCGGGGCCAGCUGGGGGCCGCCGCCACCCAGCGCAUCCUGGACCUGGGGCUCACCAUGUUUUAUGUGGAGCCGCUGGCGAGGCAGUACGGCUCCCAGGCCCGCUCCGCUUCGCACAGCUGGCUCAAGCUGCGUGCGUUUGGGCUGACGCAGUACGAUGCGGUACUGCUGGUGGACAGCAACGCGUACAUCACGGGCGACAUCGCCCCGCUCUUCAGCCUGCCCACCGACUUUGCGGCGGGGUGGGACCAGGCCCGGUGGCUGGGCGGCAACGACACCGCGGUGCACGCCGUCAGCGGCGGCGCGCUGUUCUUGCGCCCCUGCGCCGCGACAGAGGCACACAUGCUGGACAUACUGGCGAGGCCCAAAGGCGGCGCGGCGGCCGCGGCGCUGCCGCGCCGAGCAGCGCUGCCGGGACAGGCGGUGCAGGGUGCGGCGGGCGUGGAGCAGGAGCAGGACUUCUUGGCCUGGUAUUUCCAGUACACGGGCGCCACCCUGCCCUUUGACGUGUACGUCAUCAACAUGGACGGCGCCGCCGCGCGCCUCGCCUCCUUCCAGCGCACCUUCCAGGCCUCUGACCUCAAGGCCAAGAACUUUGUGCGCUUUCCCGCGGUCAACGGCUCCGCCCUGGACGCCUCGCGCCUCGUGUCGGCCAAGGCGCUGGCCGAAAUCGAGGCCGCCGAGGCCGCCGGCUACCGCACCAAGCACUACCAGCUGACGCGCGGGUCGGUGGGCUGCUACAUGAGCCACCUGCAGCUGUACCAGCACAUCCUGCGCGAGACCGACGCCCAGUUUGCCUUUGUGUUUGAGGACGACGCCGUGAUCGAGCAGCCGGGCCUGCUGGCGGCGCUGGUGGAGGCCAAGCCCUUCCCAGAGGACUGGGACAUUGUGAUGCUGGGCCACUACUGCCACAGCUGCCCCGCGGUGGCGGGGGCGCCGCGGUACCGCGCCGCACACUCCUUCUUCGGCACGCACUCGUACGUGGUGCACCGCCGCGGCCUGCAGAAGAUCUUUGCCUUCCCGCGGCUGAUGCCCAUUGAGAAGCAGAUCGAUGCAGUGCUGGGCGACAUGUGCCAGCAGGGCCUGCUCAACGUGUAUGCGCUGGCGCAGCCGCUGGUGGAGCAGAACAGCAAGGAGUUCCGGUCAACCAUACAGCUCCCCGUGAAGCGCCGGCUCGGGGUGAACCCAUAUGCACGAGAGUGA